CAUCAGAGAGGAGAAAGGGUUCUCAUUAAGCAUUCCAUGAUUGCUAUAUUAGUGAACUCCGUACUUUGGGUAAACAUUGCAUCCACAUACCAGGCAAGUCCAAUUCUCGCUAGAAUACAUAUCGCCCAGUGGAGGUGAUGGCGAAGAUGAAGAUUGCCACGGUGAUGCUUGUAUUCCUCUCGACUGCAGUAACUUUCUUCGUCUCCGAAGUUGAAGCCUCGAAGUUUUGGGAUGAUUUCUACGUCAACUUUGGUGACUGGAACGUGGACUACCGCACCGCUGAUGCUGAUAGUGGGAAUAUAGUGGUGAACCUUGGACUUGACAACACGAGUGGAUCUGGAUUCAGAUCCAAGUACCCAUUCCUGUACGGCCAUAUUGGCAUGAAGCUGAAGCUAGUGGGUGGAAACUCGGCAGGUACCGUCACGUCAUACUAUCUUGCCUCGGUGUUCGAAAAAUGGUGUGAGUUGGACUUCGAGUUUCUCGGAAACGUCAGUGGAGAACCAUACAUCCUUCAAACGAACGUUUUCGCUGAGGGCAAAGGUGACCGAGAGCAGCGCAUCUACCUCUGGUUCGAUCCCACAGAAGACUACCACUACUACGGCAUUUUGUGGAACCAGAAUCUGAUCUUAUUUAUGGUCGAUGACGUGGUCAUCCGAGUGUUUCACAACAGCAAGGAUCUGGGAAUCCCGUACCUGGAGUACCAGCCCAUGUACGUCUACUCCAGCAUCUGGAACGGAGAACAAUGGGCAACUCGCGGGGGAGCAGACAAGACCGACUGGUCUCUGCAGCCAUUCAUCGCGUCGUAUAAGGACUUUGACGUGGAUUCGUGCGCAGUUCACAGCGAAGGCAACGACAAGGAUGACUCGCACAGAUGUUACAACAAGUUGUACAGCAGCUGGUAUGGAGGUGCCGAUGCCGGAAAGCUGACGAACAAACAGAUCGACGACUUGAAGCGCAUCCAGUACAAUUACGUGAUCUACGACUACUGCACGGAUGCUGAACGCUUCGACGAGACACCCAAGGAGUGCUCCAGGAACUGGCCUCAGACCUACCCAGCGUGAGCACACAACUGCAUGAUAGGAAUUCGCCUUCAGUAACGUCAUAUCUGGUUGGAAGCAUUCAGUGAACUUCUAAUGUAGCUUUCUUUCAAAGGUUAGAAGCUUUCUGUAGCUACAGAAAUCAGUGCAACAAUCUUGUGGCAUGGGUUUCAACGAAAUUGAGGAUGUACGGUCACUCGCUCCUUA
Molecule: messenger RNA, 1244 nt
Organism: Marchantia polymorpha subsp. ruderalis
Lineage: Eukaryota; Viridiplantae; Streptophyta; Marchantiopsida; Marchantiales; Marchantiaceae
Source: the annotation of a GenBank genome assembly